AAGAGUCGUGUAUGACUCACCAAGCCACAUAAGGCCUUGCAUGUGCAGCAGAGUGCAACGAGAUUUUUUGCAGACAAAUAACGCAUAAGGAUGAUAAUUACAUCGCUUGGUAGAGAUGCCAGGUUUGCGGCCAUCCUCUUCUCGUGGCUGGUAGCAGAUACGAGUCACUUUUAUAGGGCUAAGGUCGCCGUCGUACUAUGAUGGUAUAGCGGAGAGGCUUGGUGGAGGUUUCAUUGCAAGCUGGGGUACUGGCGCCUGAUGGCCCCGGUUGUCUUCUGCCGCCUCGAAGCCGCUGCCGAACUGACACGCAGAGACUUGCUCGACCGUGAGGAAGCGUUCUUCGUUUCUGGAGGCCAUGAGGAGGGAUGUUCGCAUUCUUCUAGUCGGCGACGAGGGUGUCGGCAAGAGCACAAUAGUCACCUCUCUCAUUAAGGAAUCAUUUGUUCCCCAUGUCCAGCAUGUCGUUCCAGAGGUCACGAUUCCACCAGAAGUCACGCCGGAGAAUGUGACAACAUAUAUUGUGGACACUGGCAGCACCCCACAAGAUAGACAACAUUUGGAAUCCGAGAUACGCAAAGCCCAUGUCAUAUGCGUCGUGUACGCGAUAGACAACCCGAACUCGUUCGACCGAAUACCGACUUACUGGUUGCCAUGCUUCCGGGCACUAGGUGUGAAUGUUCCUGUCAUACUUGUAGGCAACAAGAUGGACUUGCGUGGCGGAGAGGUAACAAAUGAGGCCCUUGAGCACGAAGUCCUGCCUAUCAUGAACGAGUUCAAGGAAGUCGACACAUGUGUAGAGUGCUCCGCCAAGCUGCUCGUUAACGUUCCGGAAGUCUUCUAUCACGCGCAAAAGGCUGUUCUUCACCCGACCGCCCCUCUGUACGAUUCUCGGGACCACGUGCUCAAAAAGGAAUGCAUUGCUGCAUUGCGACGAAUAUUCAAGCUGUGCGACCUGAACAAAGACGGCGUUUUAGAUAAUGCUGAGCUUAACGAGUUUCAGAGGAAAUGUUUCGACACGCCGCUACAGGCGCAAGAAUUAGAAGGGAUCAAAGAGAUGGUCCAGGCCCACACUGCGGGCGGUGUGCGUGACGGUGGUUUGACAGAAGAUGGGUUCCUCUACCUUCUCACAUCCUUCAUACAACGGGGGAGACAAGAAACGACGUGGACGGUGCUACGGAAGUUCGGGUAUGGCGAGGACCUGAAGCUGACGGAAGACUUCCUAUAUCCGAAGUUUGACGUGGCUCAUGACUGCUCCGUCGAGCUGAGCCCACAAGGGGUCAAGUUUUUGACGGAAGUCUUUAAUGCUUUCGACAAAGAUAGCGACGGGGAGCUGAAUCAAACUGAACUGGACGACUUAUUCAGCACCUCGCCGGGGAAUCCCUGGGCAAACAAUAAGUUUCCCGAUACCACUGUCACCAGCGAGACCGGGCAGAUCAGCCUACAGGGAUGGCUCGCUCAAUGGAGCAUGACGACUCUUCUCAACCACCGAACAACUUUGGAGUACCUUGCAUACCUUGGGUACCCCGACAUGCCCCGAACAUCUGCUCUGCAAAUUACCCGCCCGAGAAAGAGUGAUCGGAGGAAAGGAAAGCUGACCCGAAACGUCCUUCUAGGCUACGUAUGUGGCGCUGCGGGAUCUGGCAAAACGUCGCUUUUGCGUGCAUUUGUCGGACGCAAGUUCAGCGAAACGUACGAACCAACGAAACGCAUGAACAGCGUGGUCCGUGGCGUCGACCUUGAUGGGCGGGAAGUUUACCUUGUGCUACAAGAAUUUGGCUCGCGGUACGAGGCGGAGGUGCUGAAAAGCUCGAAGAAGACAGAGAUGGCGGACGUAAUCAUCUAUGUGCACGAUUCAAGCGACACGAACUCCUUUUCCUACAUCAGCAACCUGCGUCAACAAUACAGCCUCGACCACACACCAGCCGUCUUCGUUGCAACAAAGUCUGACCUCGAUCUUGCCCUGCAGCGACACGAGGUACAACCUGACGUAUACUGCGAACGGUUGAAUCUUGUGGUGCCUUUUGCUGUCAGCGUCAAAGCCGGUGAAACGGCGGACCUCUUCCGCCGCAUAUGCCAGACUGCGAUCGAUCCGUUCAACCCUAAUGCCUUUCCUGGCCGUGCUGAUCGCGUGGUGUCUGCGGCGGCGCGGUUUAGAAGUGUUGUCACGAUGGGUGCUGUGCUCGGGGGAGUUGCAACGGGCCUGUUGUUCGUCUACCGGACGUUUAGCAGACCAGGUGCAUUUGGACCUGGCUGGAUCGGACAGUGGGCCAAUUGGUUGUUUGGGACUGCUCGGAGAGAGCUAUAGAAUCGUUUACUAUGUCGGCUGCUCGUUGUGUACCUAUCCUUGAGCUCUAUUAAUCUGCUGUGCUUGUUGGUCAGGCAGAGAGCGAUUUGG
Molecule: messenger RNA, 2395 nt
Organism: Phanerochaete carnosa HHB-10118-sp
Lineage: Eukaryota; Fungi; Basidiomycota; Agaricomycetes; Polyporales; Phanerochaetaceae
Exons: 15
Coding region: 356-2305 (649 amino acids)
Biological process (GO): mitochondrion organization; small GTPase-mediated signal transduction
Cellular component (GO): mitochondrial outer membrane
Molecular function (GO): GTP binding; calcium ion binding; GTPase activity
Source: RefSeq, a predicted model, not a curated record